Molecule: messenger RNA, 1136 nt
Organism: Ectocarpus siliculosus
Lineage: Eukaryota; Phaeophyceae; Ectocarpales; Ectocarpaceae
Source: the annotation of a GenBank genome assembly
AUGGCAGUACCACACGGACAGCUGACCGACUGCUUCACUAUGGCUCGCUGGAAAGGAAUGAGCGUUGUUUCAAAAGCUCUUGUCUCCCUUCUAUUGCUCUGCAGAAUCGUCGUGUCCCAAGCUUUCCUCUGCGGUCCUGCCGGAUGGAGCCAGCAUGUUCAGGCUUCAAGGUACCACGGGGUCGGUGGAAAAGGAUCGCCCGCGAGCAGCCGAAAUCGUGAGCGACAUCGCACGACAACUGAAGCGACUCAGCUGCGGGCAUCGGCGGCGGCGUCGCCUGCGGGGGAGCCACAACAGCAACGCGCGGAGACGUCUCUCGGCAUGCUGGAUGCGGCGAUUGCCAUCCCGGCAGCAAUCCCGGCGCCCAACGAACACCGGGAGAUUGACGGCAGCAGCGGGGGUGGCGUGGGAGGGGUGAAAGGGAGGAAGAAGCCCAAGUCACUUCGCGGUGUUUUCCGCCGUGCCUUUUCCAAGGCCUUGUCGUACUUGACCAUCAUGACCACGUGGAUCGUCUUCCGCUUCUUGCUCAAGGGACUCAAUAAGGUGGAGUGCCACAACAGGCAGGCGUUGCUGGAUGCCGUGCUCGACCGGGGGGACAGGGGACUGCUGACAGUGAGCAAUCACAUGUGCGUGUACGACGACCCAGGGCUGUGGUCGGCUCUUAUACCAUUCUGGAGGACGGGGAGGAGAAGAAUGCGGUGGGCGUUGUGCACGGACGACAUCUACUACGCUCACCCUGUCCUCAAGAACAUCUUCGAAGCCGGAAGGACGUUGCCCAUCAAGCGUACCCGGGGGAUGGAACAGCCGCUUUUCAAGGCGUUCUUCCAAAAGCUGGAGGGAGGGGAAUGGGGACACAUCUUCGCUGAAGGAGCAAUACGCCAGCCCUGGAGGUUCAGCAGGGACGAACCUAUCCUGGCGGACUUCAAGGCUGGGAUAGGCCGGCUUCUGCUAAGGAGCGAGGGAGAACGGUUCGAGUUUACGUCGGAGAACCCAUUGACGUCGCCCCAAUCAUCGAGAAAUGCCGGGGAGCACGUGCUCAAGCUAGAGGCGGUGGCCAGGAAAGACUACUACGGAGACGACCCGGACGCGUCUCCGUACUGCACCGCACAGAAGUAGAACCGCGUUCCCUUUCGGGU